Atta colombica is the source of this 1094-nucleotide messenger RNA. RefSeq names its product TIP41-like protein. Bases 162 to 1094 code for a protein of 310 amino acids. NCBI's taxonomy places the organism in Eukaryota, Metazoa, Arthropoda, Insecta, Hymenoptera, Formicidae. The transcript is spliced from 6 exons. Gene Ontology annotation, biological process: TOR signaling. The record is from RefSeq and is a predicted model, not a curated record. Gene Ontology annotation, cellular component: cytosol.
AUUAAUAUUUCUAAAAAAGAUAUUUUAAUUUAUUGCAAAAAUAUUCAUAGAUAUAUUAAGUAGACAUAAAUGCUUGGUAAUAUUCUAAUGGUAAUUAAUUUGGGAUUACCUAACCUAAUCAGGUUCUCUUCAUAACAAGGAUCUCUCAGUUUUGGAUCAAAAUGACAGCUAUAAAAGUGCAUGGUGGUAUCGAUAUUUUAAGACUACCGGUAAACGAGGAAGAACAUAUUUGUCCUCCAUGGCGUAUCAAGUACACCCAAUCUCAUAUACUCCAUUCUAAAUGUUCCAAAAGCGAGAAUGGCUGUGGUACCAAUGACACAAAUGCCUGUCAAUUUUGCGUAUAUAAUAAUGCAUUAGAAUUGCCACAUAUGCCAGAUAUGGUGUUUCCCAAUAAUGUAUUAUCUCUAAAGCAUGAAGAUGGAGCAUUGCUGCAAUUUAAUGCUUUAGAUGCUUUAAGAUAUGUUUCUAAUGGAAAGAUUAAUGUGCAGCUUGCUUAUGCAGAAGCUUGGAAAGAAUCGAGAUCAGAAAGUAGUGAAUAUUUAGAAGAAAAGAUCAAACCUUUUGAUUGGACAUUUACUACUAAUUAUACUGGUACAAUAUCUGGCUUCAAAGUCGAAGAAACAAAUGAGAGAAUUGAUAUAGAUAAAUUAAGACAGAGGGAUAAGAUUAUGUUUUAUCAUGAUUUAACAUUAUUUGAAGACGAACUUCAUGAUAAUGGCAUUGCUGUUAAUUCAGUCAAAAUUAGAGUCAUGCCUACCAGUUUUUUUAUACUAUUACGGUAUUUUCUUAGAAUUGAUAAUGUAAUGCUAAGAAUAAAUGAUACACGUAUUUACCACGAAUUUGGGAAAAAUUAUUUAUUGCGUGAGUUUACAUCACGAGAAGCUAAAGUUCAAGAUAUCCGUGUUUCCCCGGCACUUUUUUUGGAACCAAGUACGAUAGCACCUCAUUUGCCAUUAAUUGGAAGUCGAUAUGACAAACUUAUGGUACCUGAAAAAGAAGAAGUUAAAUUAAACGAAGAUAUAGCUGCACAAAAUAUGACUGAAACAAAAUUAAUAUAUUCUGAUGAACAUACAGCAGACAGUUCUAUUACUUAA